UAUGAAUUUGUCAGAAGAAUCAACUAUAACAGUGGAAAAUAGAAGACCACGCAAUAAAACUGAAACAAAAUUCAAGUCUUAAAGCCCAUAAAUAAAACCAUAAUUCACUUAAUCAUAAUUACAACAUAAAAAGAGCAAAACAAAAGAAAGAGUAUAAUAAAAACAAGAGCUACUACCUAAUGUGACUAGAAAAUUAAAUCCUAAAUCAACUAGUUUUUCUAAAAAAAGAAAUCAAUUCAAACCAACUCCUUAAGAGUUUUGUUUAAAAGUAAAUAAAUAAGUUUAAUUCAAAUAGUAUUAUGUUGGAUGGGGUAAUAAUGAGGCUUUAGUAAAACGAGUUAUGUCUAAAAGGACAUAAUGGAAAGAAACCACUGACUCUAGUUCGAUGUUUGUUAAUUUUAAGUGGCAAUAAAGUGAAAGAGGUUACAGAUAUGAAAGAUUGAUAGUAAGUUAAAAUUACAAAUAACUUGUUAAUCACUUUGAACAUCAUAGAGAAAUUUCAAAUAAAUCAUAUCUAAUUAAGAAUCUGUCUUAAUAUUGCGAAGUAAAAAUAAGUAUAUUUUUAGAAGCAUAAAUUGAAUGUAUUUGAUUAUACUCCAUUAACAUUUGUAAUUGAUUUUAGUGAUGAGAAUUGUGAUUAUAAUAUUACACAAUUCCUUAAGACUUAUGAGUAAUUUGCCCCUAAAAAACCAUUAGCCAAAUAGAUGCUUGAUGUUAAAAGAAGAUUGAGAGGGAAUUUCAGUAAUUCUUAUUAAAGGGAUUCAAGUUCUUAGUUUCAAAAAAUUCAAAUGAAUAAUACAUUUCUAUCAGAAGAUUCAACCUAUAUGUGGUUAUUAAAGCCUACAUUUUUAAAUAGAGGAAGAGGAAUUUAAAUAUUUGAUAAUUUAGAAACUUUAGUAAAAUUGGUAUCAGAUUUUUAAGAAGGGUUAAAAGAAAAGACUUUGAAUUAAAAGGAUGAAUCUUCUGGGGAAGAAGAUCCACCAAAGUAAGUUUAAAGUGCAUAAGGGACUAAAAAAGAUCCUAAUUAAUAUAUAAGAUAAUAACCAUCAGGACCUUGUAUUAUAAAAUCUCAAUCAUUUGUUAUUCAAAAAUAUAUCGAAAGACCAGCUUUGAUUAAUAAAAGAAAAUUUGAUAUAAGAGUUUGGGGAUUAGUGACUUAAGAGUUGGAUGCAUAUUUCUUUUAAGAAGGAUACAUUCGAACAUCCUCUGAAGAUUUCACCUAUAAUAUUGAGAAUACUUUUGUUCAUUUAACAAAUAAUGCAAUUUAAAAAUAUUCAAAAAAUUAUGGAGAAUUUGAAGAUGGUAAUUAAUUAUCAUUUAAAAACUAUUAAGAAUAUUUGAAAUCAUAAAAUAUAGUAUGUAAUGUUGAAGAUGUAAAAAUAAUAAAUUAAAUUUUAAGCUUAUAAAUAAAAUGAAAGAAAGAAUAUGGAUGGUCUUUAAUUCUGUUCGUAGCAAGAUAAAUUUUGAAGACAGAAAAUAUUGUUUUGAGAUUUUUGGAUUUGAUUUUAUUUUAGAUGCAGAUUAAGAAGUGUGGUUAAUAGAAGUUAAUACAAAUCCAUGUAUAGAAGAAUCAAGUCCAUUAUUAAAAAUGUAUAUUCCAAGAAUGUUAGAUGAUGCAUUCAAAUUAACACUUGAUAUUUUAUUCCCUCCAUAAUAGUAGCCACAUAAAUAAUCAUUACCAUCAAUUUGUAAUUAUCAAUUCUAAUUUAAGAUUAACUUCCUUAAAUCAAAGAAGAAACACAUUCUGACUUUCCAGUUAUUGGAUAUCCUAAUGAUGAGAAUAUGUGGAUGUUAUUAGGCUCUUUAAAUGAUAGAAAAGUAAAAAAAAAAAAAUGAUUAAUUAUACUAAUUAAAUUAUUUAGAUUUCUAUGUUCAAUCCUACAAAUUCUAAAGACAAGCCCUUAUGUAUGGAAUUUUAGAAAGAUAUUUGCAUGAAACUUCAAUGCCCUUUAGAACAUAAAUAUUGGCCAUGUCCUGAUUAUGACAAAGGAUUUUGUUAUUUGGGUUCUUAAUGUGAUAAGUUAAAAUUGUAUCAAAACUUUUAGAAAACACAUAGUAAGGAAAUUAUGCAUGGAUUAUGUAUAUGGAUUUUGUAAGGAUGGACCUGAAUGUAAAAUGCAACAUGUCAAAUUAUUCGACUUGAAUGAUAGAACAUAAGAACUCAAAUUUACAGAAAAAUUUUAUUCAAAAUUAAAAUAAGAAUAAGCUACAUUCAAAUAAAGUGAAAUAAAUGUUAAACCAGUUAUAUGUAAAUCUUGUUAGGAAGUUGGACAUAAAUCAAAUGUCUGUAAGAAAACUUUAAGAUUAAGUCCAACAAGAAAAAUCUUAUGUGGUAUUUGUGAAACUGAACAUACUAUCUUUGAAUAGGGGAAAAAAUAAGAUUGUUAAUAUAAAAUCCCAUUGUCAUAACAAUAAUAAUAAUUUUAAUAACAAUUUUCAUAAUAAUGAGA
Molecule: messenger RNA, 2450 nt
Organism: Paramecium pentaurelia
Lineage: Eukaryota; Ciliophora; Oligohymenophorea; Peniculida; Parameciidae
Source: the annotation of a GenBank genome assembly